CUUGUUUGCCUGAAGUGAGUGUGGCAUUUGCUUUUUGUUCACUUCAAACCAACAUGCUGCUCAGCUUUUUUCUCCUGUUCUUUUUGUGUGAGAGCACAGUUACAGUGACAUUAUGGACUACAAUCUGGCCCACUAAUUCUUACCCGGAAACUAAUAGUACCACAGUGACUACAGAAGUAAUGCUGUCUCCUCUGCAGCUGGUGGCCACCCCAGACUACCCGGUUGCAGUAGGUCAAAAAGUUAACCUGCACUGCACCGCUUUCACCAUCCCAAACUCUGUCACUUGGUCCUGGCAACGACUAAAAAAUCAGACCUGGAAAGAAGUGGGCAAUAGUCGGGAUCUGACCCUCACCGAGCCAGAUCAGAGUGGGCUUUACCGUUGCUGUGCCAUGACCUUGUCAUCUUGGAAGCAUGUGAGCCUGAACCACACAGUCUAUAUCAUCUCCUUGCAUGCAACAGUCGGUGAGAAAAUAGGAGUAAUAGCCUUUGUGCUGUCUCUCCUGACCUUGAUCAUCACCCUUGCUCUUCUUUCUUGGAUGGGGUGGCAAAGAUUUGGUCACAAAUUGACCAUCUCCAACACUGUGGCUAAAGGUCCUGGGCCUGAAAAGUCACCAAAGGGAGCUUUGCCGAAGAUUGACAGUGACGGAGAUGUGUACAUGAAUUACACCAACCAAGCCUACACUGAUCUGGACCCCACCAAUAUGACUGGUGAUAAUGUGUACUCAAGUCUGUCAUGAACAUCUGUAGGAGGGUGGCGAUAAUAAAUAUGUAAUAGGAUGUAAUAAAAAGAUGAUGAGCAGACAGAAGUUAGAUCAUAUCAGCAUAUAGAGCUCAAUGUCACCUUUAAUCUGAUAGAUGAGGUUUUGCAUAUACAGUUAUUUAACACGAUCUGAAUGUAGCAAAACCCACAGAUCUGUGGUUCUAGCUGUGUGAAACAGUUCCCACCAAACAGUAAGAGGCCCUUCUCGCUUUUUCUUUGUAACUGUUAAUAAAACCUGUAAUUUGCUACAAUUUUCUACAUGUCUCAUAUUGCAUGUACUGUUCAUGGGUAGAUUUCUACCUACUUGAUGUGCCUGAAACUAACUUUGUGAUUUACUUCAAUCAUACUAAUACAGCCAAAUUUAAGACACAAAUUGUAUUUUUUAUUACAAGAGUUAGUUAUAUGGAAUAAAAGCAGCAUCUUUGACUUUUGGAAGAUAGAAAUAAUGCUACACGCACUUUUGAGUACAUUACAAAAUUACAAAAGCUGUUCCACUCAAUAAAAAUAACA
Morone saxatilis (striped sea-bass) is the source of this 1270-nucleotide messenger RNA. RefSeq lists its product as uncharacterized. The transcript has 6 exons. The record is from RefSeq and is a predicted model, not a curated record. Lineage: Eukaryota; Metazoa; Chordata; Actinopteri; Moronidae. Bases 54 to 737 code for a protein of 227 amino acids.